Molecule: messenger RNA, 870 nt
Organism: Symsagittifera roscoffensis
Lineage: Eukaryota; Metazoa; Xenacoelomorpha; Acoela; Convolutidae
Product: hormonally up-regulated neu tumor-associated kinase homolog A-like
Exons: 3
Coding region: 202-870 (222 amino acids)
Biological process (GO): protein phosphorylation; intracellular signal transduction
Cellular component (GO): cytoplasm
Molecular function (GO): ATP binding; protein serine/threonine kinase activity
Source: RefSeq, a predicted model, not a curated record
UUCCGUCUUUUUACAGUACUUUAUAAAUGAAAUUGAUCUUCAAAUAACCACCUUUUACGUUUUAUUUGGGCCUCCACUAAAUAUCAGUAAAUAUCUGAUGGUUCAUUCAAAGUAUCCUGUUGAUGGUUUCCAGCAUAUACAUUUUUUAAAUGGAGCGGGAUACUACUGAUACCUCUUAGGAACUUCUGAAACCGGUUAUACAUGACUACUACUCAGUCUAAUAAUAUCCAACAUAACAAUGGCUUGAUGACGAUGAAAAAUGGAGCGCCGGCCAUCUCUCAUCCUUCUGUUGAUACGAAGAGAGCCUUCACUUGCCUCGCAGACCUCAGCCCCUGGUCAUCUGAGUCACCCCUGCCACGGGAGAUCACAAAUGUGCCCAAUGAGUUGCUGGAGAAGUACCCCCACACGAAGAGAGUGGGCAACUAUUUGCUCGGCAAGACGCUAGGGGAGGGGUCAUUUGCAAAAGUGAGAGAAGGACUGCAUACUGUCACGGGCGAAAAAGUGGCCAUCAAAGUGAUUGACAAGCGACGCGCCAAAGAGGACUCGUAUGUGCAUCGGAACCUCCGACGAGAGGGCAGGAUCCUGCAGUUAGUGAGACACCCCUGCAUCAUUCACUUGUACGACAUCCUGGAGACAGAGAACAGCUACUACCUGGUGAUGGAGUUGAGCACUGGGGGAGACAUGAUGGAGUAUUUGAAGUUGAGAAAGAGUCUGCCUGAGAAGGAGACGAGGAAGUAUAUCAGACAGAUAGUGUCUGCUGUGGAUCAUCUGCACCGAGCCGGUAUACUCCACAGGGAUCUGAAGGUGGAAAACGUGUUGCUGGAUGAAAAGAAAAAUAUCAAAUUGAUAGGUGAGAGUCUUUAUUUCUGA